This is a messenger RNA of Sinocyclocheilus rhinocerous, 1046 nucleotides long. It is a transcript of the gene pxmp2, whose product is annotated as peroxisomal membrane protein 2. Gene Ontology annotation, cellular component: peroxisomal membrane; cytoplasm. NCBI's taxonomy places the organism in Eukaryota, Metazoa, Chordata, Actinopteri, Cypriniformes, Cyprinidae. The record is from RefSeq and is a predicted model, not a curated record. The transcript has 4 exons. Bases 73 to 534 code for a protein of 153 amino acids.
ACUUUGUGCUUUAAAAAAAAAAACACUGAGCUCUCAUGACCCAAGUGCACAGACUGCUGAACUAAACUGAAGAUGCCAACGCAAAGCGUCCUUGUCCGAGAAUUCUCUUUCCUGACGAGGGUACUACAGCAGUACUUGAGUUUGUUAAAGAAAUAUCCAAUCAUCACCAAAUCGGUUACGAGAUUUUUUAUCACUGGUCCAGUCAGUCAUUACAUCUACCAGCUCUUGGAGGUGCUGUUGCCAACCACUGUCCCAUACUGCCUGAUCAAGCGCCUUCUGCUGGAACGUCUAAUAUUCGCCCCUGCUUUCCUCUUGCUCUUUUAUGUGGUUAUGAAUGCUUUGGAGGGCAAGACACUCGCAGAUGUUCAAAACAAACUUAAAACAAGUUACUGGCCUGCAAUGAAGAUGAACUGGAAGGUUUGGACCCCAUUUCAGUUCAUCAAUAUCAACUAUGUACCUGUACAGUUUCGAGUGCUGUUUGCCAACCUGGUUGCUUUAUUCUGGUAUGCCUACCUAGCCUCAGUCAGGAAAUGAAACCACAAAACCAGCUACAGUGGACCUAGGUUGGUUUAGAUUGGUUGAAUCCAGUUUGUGCCUUUAAAGGACGGCUGCGCAUCAGAUAUGUUUUAAAUGUCUUCCAGGACAACUGACAGGGAAUAUUGGUCAGUUUCUGUAAUAUAACUGUGAUGUGGGUCGGUGAUGAGAUUUUACUGCUACUUCCAUUGACUGUUAAUGAAUUAUUGCUCUGUUAUGAUUCAUUUUAGAAAAGAAAAAAAAAAUCUGCUGAAUGUAUUUCUACUGCUUAUGGAAGCACUGACAAUGAUGUCAGAAUUUUGAUUGUUGUAUUUGAUUAAUUAAAAAACACUGAUUACAGAGACAAACUCAUUUGAGCAGUUUCUAAUACUGCUGCUAUUAUCUUCACUCUUUAACUGUGAGUUGAUCUACAUUAAUAGUAGUGGUCUUGCUAAUAUAUUUUGUACUUGUAUAGGCCUGACAAAUGCAGACAAUGUUGUUUUUUUAUGACAUUUGGUUUAAAAUAAUUACCA